Fraxinus pennsylvanica is the source of this 2925-nucleotide messenger RNA. Lineage: Eukaryota; Viridiplantae; Streptophyta; Magnoliopsida; Lamiales; Oleaceae. The record is from the annotation of a GenBank genome assembly.
AUGCAGUCCAUUUGUUUUGUAUUACUGUUGUUGGUAAAAAUAGCAGUAGGGAAAUUAGACACGGAUGCAUUGGUGGAGAUAAAAAAGGGAAUUCAGAAGGACCCUUUAGGGAAAGUUCUUGAUUCAUGGGAUCCCAAGUCAUUGGCAUCUGACGGUUGCCCCAAGGAUUGGUUUGGUAUAAGUUGCAUUGACGGCCAGGUGAUUUCAAUCACACUGAAUGAUUUAGGUCUGGUUGGAGAAUUUAGUUUCACUGCUAUUUCCGGACUCCAAAUGCUUCGCAACUUAUCCAUUUCUAACAAUCAAUUCAGCGGCAUUAUCUCAAAAGAGGUCGGUUUAAUUGAAUCAUUGGCAAGUUUUGAUCUUUCUCGAAAUUUGUUUACUGGAUCAAUCCCCUCUCAAUUAACCAGUUUAAAGAACUUGGUGCUCUUAAAUCUUUCAUCAAACAACUUGGCUGGAGAAAUUCCCUCUGGUUUUACUGGAUUUGAGCUGUUAAAGCAUCUGGAUUUGCACUCUAAUGAUUUUUCAGGAAAUGUCAUGGACCUUUUGGCUCAAUUGGGUGGUGUGAUGUAUGUUGACCUAAGCAGCAAUAAUUUUUGGGGAUCCUUGGACCUUGGAAUUGGGACUUCAGAUUUUGUUUCUUCGAUUCAGUAUUUAAAUAUCAGUCAUAAUAACUUGACUGGAGAGCUCUUCCCUCAUGAUGGAAUGCCAUAUUUCGACAGUCUAGAGGUGUUUGAUGCAAGUAAUAAUCAUUUUGUUGGAAAUGUUCCUUCGUUUACUUUUAUUGUCUCCCUCCGAGUUAUCAAGCUUAGCAACAAUCAGUUGUCUGGAUCACUGCCACAAGGUCUUUUGCAGGACAGCUCAAUGGUCUUGUCUGAAUUAGAUCUCAGCCUUAAUCAGAUUGAAGGUCCUGUAGGAAGUAUUACUUCUGGGAAUCUGAAGAAUCUAAAUUUGUCUUGUAACAGGCUAUCAGGUCCAUUGCCUGCCAGAGUAGGGCAUUGUUCUGUCAUAGAUCUGAGUAAUAAUAUGUUCACGGGAAACUUCUCCAAAAUUCGGAGUUGGGGAAAUUAUGUUGAGGUUAUUGCAUUAAGCUCUAAUGCAUUGACAGGGGCAUUGCCGAACCAAACGACUCAAUUCUUGAGGCUUACUUCAUUAAAGAUUUCCAACAACUCGCUGGAAGGUGUUAUCCCGCCUAUUCUAGGAACAUAUCCAGAAUUAAAAGACAUUGAUUUUAGCCUUAAUCAACUUAAUGGUUUCCUCCUUCCUAGCCUUUUUAACUCAACAAAAUUGACCACUAUUAACCUUUCUUUCAACAACUUCACUGGCACAAUUCCAAUUCAGGCUCUUAUCAACCAAAAUUACAGCCUGGAAUCUCUUGAUCUGUCACAUAAUGCACUUACAGGAAAUUUGUCCCCCGAGCUUGGUAAGUUUCAGAAUAUGGUACAUCUUGACUUAUCUAACAACCAUCUUGAAGGUGACAUCCCUGAUGAUCUCCCGGGCACACUGAGAGGAUUUAAUGUAUCUUACAAUAAUCUCUCUGGAGUUGUGCCAAAAAACUUGGAGAGGUUUCCCGGUUCAGCAUUUCAUCCUGGAAAUUCCUUGCUCAUGCUCCAGAAUGAAGCAUCGUCACCAAAAAUUGGACCCAAUCUAAGUUUUGGGAGGCAUCGUUCUCGAACGAAAUCUGCUAUCAGGGCUGCCCUUAUUGCUUGCCUGGUUGCUGGUGCUUCUGUUAUAGCUUUAUUGACGUUGAUGAUCUACUGCAGAACCCAUCGAGCACGUGGAGAGAGGACAACCUCAAAAGACACCAGUGUAAAGAAAGAUUUAUCUUCAUCACAAAUCGAAUCUGGUUCUCAUCCUCAAGCCAUCUCAUCAGCUAUACGUGGAUCCAAAGAUCAAAACCUUCCUGAAUCAACUAGUAAAUCUGCGAUGUCAGCUGCUGACUCAUCUCCUUCAAAGAUUCAGCAUCUAUCUGAAAAUCCCAGUACGCUCAAGGUUUGUUCUCCAGAUAAACUGGCUGGAGAUCUACAUCUUUUUGAUGACUCCUUGAGAUUCACUGCAGAAGAGUUAUCAUCUGCACCUGCAGAAGUUAUUGGUAUGAGUUGCCAUGGAACAUUGUACAAGGCUGUGCUUGGUUCAGGUCAUGAGUUGGCUGUAAGAUGGCUAAAACAAGGGAUAGCAAAAGGUAGAAAUGAAUUUGCGAGAGAAGCAAAGAAACUAGGAAAUAUUAGACAUCCAAAUUUGGUUUCCCUUCAGGGUUUCUAUUGGGGUCCCGAAGAGCAUGAGAAGCUAAUCAUAUCUAAUUAUAUUAAUGCUCCAUGUCUGGCACUCUAUCUUCACGAGACAGAUCCCAGAACACUCCCUCCAUUGUCUCUCAAUGAAAGGCUCAAAAUCGCUCUUGAUGUCGCUCGAUGUCUUAGUUACCUACAUAACGAAAGUGCCAUACCUCAUGGCAACCUGAAAUCCACUAACAUUUUAAUUGAAAUUUCUAAUGUAAACGCACUUCUGACUGAUUAUAGUCUCCAUCGGUUAUUGACAUCAACUGGGACAGCUGAACAGGUGUUAAACGCAGGUGCUCUUGGCUACAUGCCACCUGAAUUCACUAGUACAAGUAAACCAUGCCCGUCAUUAAAGAGUGAUGUAUAUGCUUUUGGGGUUAUUCUGCUUGAGCUCUUGACGGGAAAGAAUUCUGCGGAAAUUGUUCCUUGUGAGCCAGAAGUGAUGGACCUAACAGAAUGGGCGAGGCUUUUGGCUGCAGAGAACCGGUCAGUUAAGUGUUUUGAUCAACAGAUCGUAGAAACAAGAAACACGGAGCACCCGCUGAAAAUUCUUGACACACUGCUUCAGAUUGCUCUAAAAUGUAUCCUUCCAGCAGCAGAAAGGCCUGACAUGAAGAUGGUUUACGAAGAUCUUUCCUCUAUAGGACGAUAA